Messenger RNA from Rubroshorea leprosula, 600 nucleotides. NCBI's taxonomy places the organism in Eukaryota, Viridiplantae, Streptophyta, Magnoliopsida, Malvales, Dipterocarpaceae. The record is from the annotation of a GenBank genome assembly.
CAAUAAUAAAUAAACAAGAUGGAAUGGAGGUUGCUGAUAAAAAAAAAUAAAAAUAAAAAAGAGGGAGAUGGAAUGGAGGUUGGUGGCAAGAGCAGCGCAAGGGCUUGCGUUAGACGGCUUGAACUUGCCCAGCAUUGAAUGGAGUUCUGGUCUUGGUGACCAGCUUUGGACGGCAACGCUUGGUUGGUAUAAUUUAUUUAAGGUAGGGAAACGAUCAAGUGGGAAAAGGGUAGUUGUGGUUGGUGGAGACAGAGACUUCGAUGCUGCCUAUUUCAUCAAGCCAUGGUGCAACGUGCGAUCUAUCGACACCAAAAAAGUCAACAUUUCACUCAAAAUGUUCUCCAAAACAUUUUCUAAGGAGAACAAAUUGAUCCCGUUCCAACACCUGCCUUGCCUCUCUAAUGUCACAGGUUAAUUAGAGACAGAAACAUGAUGGAUGACAACAAGGCAUGUUGCCUGUCUGUGGUGCACUUCUACGAUUGGAGAAGCAAGCAACAUAGCUGUUGAAUUAGUGGUCUCCAUCAGCUUUUUGCUGUCAAUCUGUCAUGGGGAUUGGAGAAACUUUUAUUUGGUAUGGGCUGAUAAAUCACCGACUUUAGA